AGUGGUACCCUAGCUGUCUUCCUCACACGAAGCCGGGCAAGUACAAGUCUAGAAAGAGCGUGGACUGACAGCUCCUCCGAUCCACUCGCGUCACCGUCGAGACAAAGGAAGCGCCGUGCGCGAGAGGGCGGUCAAGAGAUGGGCAGCGUUGGCGGUGGCUCGCCGGAACAUGGCCAGCAUGCCGCGGCGCCGGUGUGCGUGUCGGGCGCCACCGGCUACGUCGGCUCGUGGCUGGUCCGCACGCUGCUGCGGCGGGGCCGCCGCGUCCACGCCACGGCGAGGGAUCCAGCCAAGGCGUGGCGGACGCUGUCGGCGGUGGAGGGGACGGAGCGGCUGAGGGUGUUCCGGGCGGACAUGGCCGAGGAAGGGAGCUUCGACGACGCCGUGAGCGGCUGCGCCGCGCUCUUCCACGUCGCCGCCUCCAUGGACCUCCACCUAGCGCCCGACCAGCACCACGUCGAGGAGCGGGCGAGGUCGCAGGUGCUGGAGCCGGCGACGCGGGGCAUCAUCAACGUGCUUCGGUCCUGCGUCCGCGCCGGGACCGUCCGCCGGGUCAUCUUCACCUCCUCCGUCAGCACCUUGUCUUCCGCGGCGGCGGCGGGCGCGGAGGAGGGGGUCGUCGACGAGUCAUGCCUCCGAGACCUCGACGACGUCUGGGCCACCAAGCCCAUCGGCUGGGUCUACAUCCUGUCGAAGCGGCUGGCGGAGGAGGCGGCGUUCUCGUUCGCGCGAGACAACGGCAUCCACCUCGUCUCCAUCGUGCUGCCCACCGUCGCCGGCCCGUUCCUGACGCCGGCCGUGCCCACCAGCGUGCAGCUCCUCCUCUCCCCCGUAACACGAGACCCGAAGCUGCACGCGCUGCUGGCGUCGGUGCACGCGAGGUUCGGGUGCGUGCCGCUGGCGCACGUCCAGGACGCCUGCGACGCGCACGUCUUCCUCAUGGACGCGCCGGCCGCCGAGGGGCGGUACCUGUGCGCCGGCGGGAGCCGCGGGAUGGCCCAGAUCGCCCGGCUCCUCUCCUCGCACUAUCCACCGUUCAAGCCAGCAGAACGGCAAGCAAUCGAGCUAUGGUUUUUCACGUGUUUUUCGAUUUUUUUCUGUGAUCUGAUUCUUGGAAAGUUUUGAUGCAGAGCGAGCGAGGAAUUCGAUGGUUCCAGCCCGUCCGUGGUGUCGUCCAAGAGGCUGCUGGAUAUGGGGUUCAGGUUCCAGCACGACGUGGAGGAUGUCUUCAGGGACACUGUUGCGCAGUGUGUUGACCAUGGCUUCUUGGAGCAGCCUGAUGAUGGCUGUGAUUAAUGGGGUUUUAGCAUAACCGCAUAAGUCGAAUAAGGCUGCUUCCGCUGGGAACUGGGAUGAGUAUUGAGUUGGGAAGGCUCGAUUAUCGAUUUGUUGACCAUAUUUGAGGCAAACUGAAAUAAACUUAUUCAAAUAUUUUGAAGUA
This is a messenger RNA of Lolium perenne, 1441 nucleotides long. Its product is annotated as putative anthocyanidin reductase. NCBI's taxonomy places the organism in Eukaryota, Viridiplantae, Streptophyta, Magnoliopsida, Poales, Poaceae. The record is from RefSeq and is a predicted model, not a curated record. Gene Ontology annotation, molecular function: oxidoreductase activity, acting on the CH-OH group of donors, NAD or NADP as acceptor.